UUCAAGAGUCACUCCUCCAGGGGCUGGAUCUGGAUGCUGAUGUGUUGCUGAUCAAACUCUCGAACACUAGAACUUUCCCCUCAUACUUUAUCAACAACAAAUCCCUUCAUUGACGGAGGCCGAGCGUGUUAACAUGCUUCAUCCGUGAGUAACUGAGCGCAGGAUUCUCGUGCAUCCUUCGUUUCUAUUUAUUUGUCAGAUUGAAUCAACAGGUGCCUCGCGCGAUGCCCAGCCAGACUCUGCGCCCGCGUCUCUGCGUCCUGGAGAAGGGCGAGAACGGAUACGGCUUCCACAUGCACGGAGAGAAGGGCAAAAGCGGCCAGUUCAUCCGCCUGGUGGAGCCCGACUCCCCCGCCGAGGUGUCCGGUCUGCGCGCCGGAGACAGGCUGGUGUUCGUGAACGGAGAGCGCGUGGAGAGCGACAGCCACCAGCAGGUCGUGGCGAGGAUACGCGCGAGCGCCGGGAACCUGGAGCUUAUAGUGGUGGACGUGGACACCGACCAGCUGCUGAAGAAGCACGAGCUGAAGUGUCUGAAGGAGUUUGUCACGGAGGGCGUCCCGGUGCCCGAGUGUGAUGAUGAGGCCGAGAGCAGCGACGAGGUGAUGCGGGAAGACACACCACCGCCACCGGUGCCCGAGAGGAACCGAGAAAUCAUUCCCGGUCACCUUCCCGUGGAGGAGAAACCCAGAACACCCGUGAGCUCAGAAACGGACUUGAAGACCCAGCUCAGACCCCGGCUAUGUGUCAUUAAGAAAGGCCCCAGUGGCUUCGGCUUUAACCUGCACAGCGAGAAGUCCAGACCCGGCCAGUUCAUCAGAGCUAUAGAUGAACACUCGCCAGCACAGAGGUCCGGCCUGAAGCCCAAAGACCGCAUAAUACAGGUCAACGGGGUUUUGGUGGAGGGAAAGCAGCAUGCUGAGGUGGUGGCUGCUAUUAAAGCCGGGGGUGACACCACGACACUCUUGGUCGUAGAUCCAGACACAGAUGCUUUCUUCAAGAAGUGUCGAGUAACGCCCACUGCAGAACACCUCAAAGGACCGCUGCCUGAACCUGUGGUCAACGGAGACAUGGAGGACACGGUUAAUGGAAAUGUGGCCAAAGACGUGGAGCUGAAGGACUCAAAGCUAUCAAUCAGUCCGUCCCCAUCCAAUGCAUCCUCCAUCGGCUCCCUCACGACUCCGCCCACUGGGACUCCACCCCCUGAGGCCGUGGAGCCACCCAUCAAAGAAGCGAUCCCAGAGCUCAGUCUGUCCCUCCAGCAGGUGAAAGAGCGCGCUCACCAGAAACGCUCCAAUAAGAGAGCUCCACCCAUGGACUGGAACAAGAAAAAUGAACUCUUCAGUAACCUAUAGACCUCCGGUCGCCCGUCCACCCAUUUAUCCAUCCAUUAGCUUUGUUUAAGACUUGAUGAAACAGAGAGUAGGCUCAAUGUGAUGCAUCUACAGUGCGUAUAUGUACACACAGAUUUAUAUGUAUUCAGAAUUCUGUAUAUUAAUUACUAACAGAUUAUAUUAGAUUACAUCAGGAAAUGGAAUGUAAUGUUGUACAACUGUGAUGUAUUACAAUCACUGGCUGUGUUCAGAAAGGAGUACUAACUUACUGUAAUAUGAUGCUGACUGAAAACUGAAAUGCGUACUGUUUUAGAAUAUAGUAAAACAGUAGUAGUAGUGUUAUGCUGUAAUGCAUACUGUGGUAUUGUAGACUUUUGUCACAUAAACUCUACAUUGCAUGUUUAAUUUAAGGAGCAGCAUCCACUUAUCAUCUUGAAAAUAAAGUUUAUUUUGUAUUAAUUCAGUGUUGGGAAAAAUGACUUUUAAAAGUUGAUUAAACAGUAGAUGAAAACUUCCAAUGAAAAGUUCAUUGGAAAUGGACAUUGGAUUGGGGGAUAUUACAGCAACUGUGCACACAAUACAUUGCACAGAAGAUAAUAGUAUGUUAGUAUGCUAUUCUGAACAGAGCCAUUGUUUCAAAUCCAGCGUCUUUGACAUAAAGCAGAUGUGAUUCUGCCAUGUGUGUUCUGUGAAUUGGUUUCUGACUGAUUUUUUUUUAAUAGCCACUCUCAGUUUCAUUUCUCUACCAAAUCUGUUGAGAUUCAUUUCAUUGUUUUAUAAUGAAGGACCAAAUGGAGAGUGGAUAGAAGUGAAUCCUGACUAUCAGCCAAUGAGUGUGUUUGAUGAUUUCAAAUGACUGAACAUGUUUAGUAAUACUGCUUUCUAUUAUAAACGGAUACGGUGAUGCCCAAAAGACAUUGAAAUCUAAUCUGCAAUUAAGUAUUUUGUAUUAACUACAACAUUAAAUAGACAAAGGAUUGCUUGGA
Messenger RNA from Carassius carassius (crucian carp), 2317 nucleotides. Its product is annotated as Na(+)/H(+) exchange regulatory cofactor NHE-RF1-like. The transcript is spliced from 6 exons. Gene Ontology annotation, molecular function: protein-membrane adaptor activity; signaling receptor binding. The record is from RefSeq and is a predicted model, not a curated record. Gene Ontology annotation, biological process: protein localization to plasma membrane. Lineage: Eukaryota; Metazoa; Chordata; Actinopteri; Cypriniformes; Cyprinidae. Gene Ontology annotation, cellular component: apical plasma membrane. Bases 225 to 1352 code for a protein of 375 amino acids.